Messenger RNA from Daldinia caldariorum, 1926 nucleotides. RefSeq lists its product as uncharacterized. NCBI's taxonomy places the organism in Eukaryota, Fungi, Ascomycota, Sordariomycetes, Xylariales, Hypoxylaceae. The transcript has 2 exons. The record is from RefSeq and is a predicted model, not a curated record. The coding region runs from base 668 to 1477 and encodes 269 amino acids.
UAGCCAUGAUUAUCUAACCCCAUUCAUUAAAUCAAUUGGUGCCAUAUGUACAUUGUACCCAGGUAUCUAUGUACUUCAGCCACACCUGCUGCCCCGUUUUCUCUUCCUCAAUCCUCAACACUAAAACAAAAACCAACCUUCAUCUUAAACAAUGUCAAUAUCGCGGCUUUGAAUAUUCUAAUACUAAUGACACGAUAAUUAUAUCUCAACUUCUCUCCACGAAGGACUUAGCUAUCCCCAUUCGCCAUUUCACGUGCUCUCAGCCCAAUUAAACCAAUGCGGAUACUAAAGAAGCUUGGCCAUGAGCUGAAGAUAAAAAUAGGAAAAGAUUGGCUUAUGUCUUAGCUAUUUUAUAUCUAGCAGAUGUAACCAGAACUUCUCACACCCCUUCGAUUAGGUAGAUACCUACCUGCAGCUAGGUAGGUAGGUCCUAGUGCAAGGAUAUGUACGGGCCUUUUUAGUUUCUGUAACUAGAAGAGAAUCCUAUAAGCCCGGGCCCCCCCUAUCAGCCCAUCUCUGUCGCGAACCGAAAAAAAUAAUAAUAAUAUGAUUUGUUCUUAAUCCCUCCUCUGCAAAGCAACCUGGUGAAAAUAAUAAAAAAUAAUAAGGAUACAUUGAAAGAUACAUACAUACCUACAUACAUAUAAUUCACGCACGAACCAAGAGGAUGUCGAUGACUGACUAUUCCGGCUGGGCCAUCCGCCGAAAUGGUUCUUGCGUCGGGGAAGUCGACUGCGGGCAGACCAGAGCUCCCUACCACGCGUGCUGCCCAUCCUCGACCGAGUGUCCGAGCCAGUAUAACGUAGCAUGCUGUCCGUUCGGCCAGAACUGCACGGCGGCGGCCGUCGAGACCCCUCGCUGCGCCAAUGGGUCGUGGGCCAUGUUCGACAACGCGGGUUACUUCUGCUGCGAAAAGGGUUAUAUAGGUUACAACUACUACGGCUCCGACGGGUGUUCUAAGUCGGGGGCCGUCUUGCCGGACGGCGCGUUGCCUCUCGCCGAGAUCUCUCAAGUCAGGCUUUCCUCAAGUUCGACAGCGCCGACAACGACAACAUCAUCAUCAUUAUCAACCGCAUCACCCACAGCAUCACCCACCUCAGAUGCACAAUCCGACUCAGAUAACCCUUCACCCGUCGGUCCGAUAGUCGGGGGCGUGGUGGGAGGAGUCGCGUUUCUCGGCCUCGUUAUCAUAUGUUUAUGGUUCGUCCGGCGGCGGAAAGCCCGGGUGCAGCAAGACGUCCAGCAGAGCUUCAUGCUGAACCAAGAGCCUCCCCCCAAAGAGCAUCCACCCGGAGAGCUUCCCUCGGAGCCUCGAGCGGCAUAUCCUCCUCAAGGCCCCCCGGGCCCGCCCUCGGUCUCGAUCUCGACGAUCAACGAGAAAUUCGCGCCGUCCGUGAAGCCCUCUCAAAUGGAGAUCGACGGCACCCCGCGAGCCGAAUUACCGGAUGCCGCUACUACGAGAUACGAGCUGGCUUGAAACGUCUGUGUGCGUAGGUGGCGUCGGCGCAUUUCUAUAUGCCUAUACAAAACGCGGUAGAAACUGUAGAUGGCAGGCAACCGACGCCACAAGUUUCAUAAGGGGUGGGACAAGAAGGAGAAUAAAAAGUUUUCGGUGACACGUUGUUCAUAAACAAGGGAUAUUUUUAGAUACAGACGGGGAAACGUCUUGUAUAUAUCGUAAACUUCAUGCGCAGAGCGAUUGAUUCUUAUUAAAUUCUUAAUUUACAUAGAAAGCCGUCAAGGGAUGCGCUUUGUCACAUAUCAUGAUUCAGACCUAAUAUUAAACAGGUACCUACCUACCUAACCUAAUAAACCUAAAAUCACGCUUAAGCUAUCAUAGGUAGUAGCCAGCAUUGCAAAUGACUUGGUGUUGGCUUCUAUCAGGUUUUCUAUAUCACAAGGCUCAGCUAACUCGCGUGAUACAAG